CUUUACUAACCGCCAUCUUGGAUCGUAAUAGGGACCACUUACACUCUUCGGUAGCAAGCGGACAAAUAAUGGUCAUGAAGAGGUCUUCUGAUUCAGAGACGCUUUCGAAGCCUAAACGAAUUCGUUCACAGAGGGAAUUCGACGAUAAUGGGGUUCGCGAUAGAUUAUCUUCGCCGGAAAGCGCACGGGAUAGUGGUUCCCCGAUCCGCCGAAGUGCUUCAUUGACAAGGAAGAUCGAUGUUAGGACGUAUAAGCGCAGCUCAAAUGUAAAUAUGCGAAACGAAAAUAACUAUCAAAACCAGCGAAAGAGAAUAGACCGAGAGUCUGAACCCCACAUCCGGCUCUCGAAUCUUCCUAGUAAUGUCGGAGACCAGUCUGUGAAACAAGAAAUAUUCCACGAGUUCAAAAAGUUCGGAGGAGCCGAGAUAACCGUGCACUUGUCUGGACGGGAUGAUGACCGUUAUGGAAUUGUAUACUUCCGAAACAUUGACGAUGCUCGCGAGGCAAGGCGUGCUAUUGAACGCCGUGGACGUCUUCUUCUCUUCGAACGGCCGGUUCUUGUAGAUUACGAUUUUCCCGAAAGGACGUCUCGACGAAGUUAUAGUCCGAACGAGUACCCGCAGAACUACAGUCGACCGCCUUCUCCUACACGUCGAACUCAACGAAAUAACCCACAGUUUGAUCUCGAUCGAAAUCGCGGUGACAACGAUCGAAAGAAUUAUAAAAGUACGGGCAUGUUUGGACAGCAAAAUCAAAUUCGGCCCGCAGAGUACAUUCCCCCAGAAGAUGACCCUAAAGCUACGAGGACGCUCUUUGUCGGAAACUUGGAAACGGGCAUUUCUAGUCAGGAAUUGCGUCGUGCCUUCGAGAGAUUUGGAGCUGUUUUAGAUGUUGAUAUCAAACGGCCAGCUCGUGGACAAGGUAACACCUAUGCUUUUGUGAAGUUUGCAGAUCUUGAUGUUGCCGCUAAAGCGCGUGUGGAUAUGCAAGGUGAAAUUAUCGGUCGUAACCGCGUGAAAAUUGGCUACGGAAAAAGUCAACAAACUACCCGUUUAUGGGUGGGUGGUUUAGGGCAGUGGACCUCGAUUGUCGAGCUGGAACGAGAAUUUGAUCGGUUUGGUGCCAUCAGAAAGAUUGACUACGAAAAAGGCGACGAUCAUGCUUACAUUUUGUACGACAGUUUGGAUGCUGCGUCGGUCGCUGCUCGUGAAAUGCGUGGAUUUCCUCUUGGCGGCCGUGAUCGUCGUUUGAAAAUUGAUUUUGCAGAUAAAGAUCAUUUACAAGACCCGCGUUUGAGACAACCGCUAACUCCACCGAGAAACCGGAUCAAUGUCGAAAACAGAGUUGAUGAUGACUUGUUUGCUAUGGAUCAGGGAAAUAGAACCUACGAAAGUGACCGAGUAUAUGAUCGAAAGCGUGAGCCAUCGCCUUACCGCGGUCGGGAGCCUCUUCCUACGAAUGAAAGUGAUUACAGAAAUUGGCGCGAAGAGAGUAAUUCGUUUAAACACGAUCUUGGACGUCAACAUGAUCUUCCUCCCCAGAGAUCUUUUAGCUCAAGCAGCUGGCCAAGAGAUGAGCAAAAUGUUUGUGUUGAUGACUCAGAUAAUUGGGACAAGAGGUCUCUGGACCGAAAUUCUAGAGGGCAGCAACGCUUCAGACAGCGGCCUCCUCCAAUGGAUGAUUUUCCACCUAAUGACCAUUCACCGUUGCCUCAGCGAGAGAUUGACAUCAGCAGGACUAGAAAACGUAGACCACCCUCCCCACUGCGGAACAAAGAAUAUAGGGAUAAUGGAAGUCCCCCAAAACGUCGCAAAAGCCCAAGAACUAGGUCUCCCUCUCCAAACCACACAAACCACUCGCGUACAACAUCACCUUCAGACUCACAUCGCGGAUCAAGUUCUUUAGACACGCGCUUCAGUCGUUCACGAGGAGAUUGCCUAAAUUCUGGCAAUGGUACUGAGCAUAAAAGGAGCAGUAGUAAUGAUCCUAAUGACAACAAAACUCCCAGUGACAAAGAAGAUUCUCUGAAAGACAUCGAGCCAAAGGAAUCAGCGGAACAGGGAAAUGAGAAUGCCAUCGCCACUGGAAGGGAAACCUUACAAGAUCUUGUCAAAAGAUUUGCUGUUGCUUGGCGUGGUGGACUCAUCCUUAAAAAUAGUGCAUUUCCUGUUCGAAUGCAUUUCAUUGGUGGAAAUCCUGAAGUUGCUGACUCAUUACUUCGUUCAGAUGGAUCUGGCUCCUCACAGAAUUCAAUUUUACGUAUUACUCAGCGUCUUCGUUUGGACCAGCCUAAACUGGAGGAAGUCACCCGAAGGAUUAAUACUGCUGGAGCUAGCGGGCAUUGUUUGUUACUUGCUUUACCUGGUGUUCAAACACCACUUCCUGAUGACCCAGAAUUUGAUGAAGCUUUGCAACAAAGACCAUUGAGGAAUCUCAUGACCUAUCUCAAGCAGAAACAAGCAGCUGCAGUUGUAAACCUUCCUGUGACUCCUGGAAAUCCGGCAACAACAAAGGAUGAUGUUGGUGUUUUACAUGCAUUUCCUCCAUGUCAGUUUUCACAUGAGCAUCUGGUACGUAUAGCUCCACACUUGUCACCUGAACCAUCAAAAGAAGAUCAUCUGGUUAUUCUUGUUAUCCGUGGCAGUGGCUAAAAAGUUUCUGUGUGACUCUAAAGUUUUUUCAUCACUCUUGUAUAUUAAAUGCUGCUUCUUUACUGGAGGACUGGCUUCAUUAGAUUUGUUUAAUUGUGAACUCUCUCCUGGAACUCAAAAGGCCCAAAGGCUUAUUGUCAUCUUGACUGGAAUUAAGUGUUUGUGUCAAUGACCUCAUCAUAUUGUCUGCAGUUCUUUUGUCAUUUGGAUCAAGGUCUCGUCGUAAAGAACUCUUGCCAAGUUGCCUUAUUAUUACCAAUAACUUUGAAAAGAAAUCCUUGUUGUCAUGUUACCUUUUGUUCUGCCUUGUCUUGAAGCACAGGCAUUUAAAUAUCUACAAGGCUUACAGCUUGGAAGGUGCCUUCUUCAAAUUGUUAAGCUGCAUUAAUGUUCACUGGUUCUCACAGAUCUUCAAAUCUAGCUUUUGGCCUUUAUAAUUUGUGUGUCAUAAUGGACUGAGGACUCUUAAGAGUAGUUUAUGUUCUUAAUCUUGCUCAGUAAUGGUGGUCAACAGGGUAGUCAGAGGAGUGGUGUCUCUUUUAACCCUUUCUCUCCCAGGAGUGACCAAGACAUGAUUUUAUAACUCCAUUAUCAAUAAAAUAUCAAGCAGAUAAGUGAUGACAUUAGGGAAGAUAUCAACCAGGGAAUAAUUUUUUUGGUCCAACAUCAAAUUCUCCACCCUAAUAUUUUAGUAAUUGUAUAGCAGACAAUAGGGAGAAUUACUAUUUAGAUCCAGGGAGUGAAAGGGUUAUAGCACCAAGAGUGCAUUAGAGCUACAAACAUCCUCAUAAAGCACGUUAAACUUGCAGUAAAUGCCUACCUAUGACUAUCUUAGCAGUAAAAUAACUAAACUCUGAAUUGUUUUUGGUGUAGAUAUAACACUAGGGUAAAUCGUCUUUCAUGGAUUUGGUGGUAAUGUUGAGAACAAUUUUUGCAUUUAGUCAGACAAAAGGAGUAAGCAUCUAUCUAUGAAUUAUGGUGUGUUCAGUUCGUUUACUCUCAAGGUAAUUGGUGUUUAAUCAAGGCAACUCUCCCUCUUGUUUAAAGUUAGACAGGGCUCUUUUCAAUUGAUUGGCUUAAAACAAAACCAAGGUAACUGAGGCAGUCAAACAGGACAAAGAUUAUUAGAGCCAAUGCAAUUUUAUAAGAGGUGAUACAAAUUAGGCUCAACUGCAGGGGAAGGAGACUGACCAAAUCCCAAUUGCUCUUACUUUUGCAUCUGAUCAGUUGGAAUUAAGACUUUAAACCAAUCAAAGUGCACUCAUGUGCCAAAUUCAAUCCCAGAUAACCACAGACAGUCAUUUGAAAAUUGCCUUUAACAGUUUGAAACUGAAUAAGGAAGCAUUUCAGCCUCGAGGAAGCAGUAUUAUUAAAAGUCAUGCAUAUUUUAACCGGUAAUUAGUGUUCUGCCAAGAAGUUUGCUUUUAUAAUAUGCAAAUUGUUAAUCCAUACGUAUCUUUGUAGUGGUCAAGCUUGUCACUGUUACCCAAAGAAUGAAAAUGGCUAUGUGUAGGUUCUAUACCGUGAUGGUUAUUGGUAUACAUAUUACAGUUUCCAAUGAUUUAUUCCACUUGGUAACUCGGAGGAUGUAAAGAAUUGAGGCCCUGAUCUCCUCUACUUUCAUCCAGUUGGAGUUAGAUGGAAAGUAUGCCUUCUUUGGUUCAUGUGCAUUUGGCAUGUUGACAUACUUUUUUUAACUCUUUGAGUGUAACAAUUAGAUGGCAUUACAUUUAUUAAACUGAUUAUCAAAGAGAUUUUGGUUCAAGUGGCUUGUUUGUUAGCACUGGGUUCAGGAGCACUCAGCUCAGUGGCUGAUUCACAAUUUUUUUUCUUGGAACAUCAUAAAUUGCCUCGUCAGUUUCACAACACUGACUUCAUUUUCAUGCAACAUUCCAGGGUAUGUGUGACCCUCUGAUGCAAUUGGAGACUGCACACCCAUCCUUUUGAAUCUGUGAUGUCAGGUGUAACCAGCACAUUGUUGGAUGGUGUUAGUUAUGCUGAUUAUUGAGUCAAAAGUGGAGCUGUACUUCAAUAUUUUACCAUGAGCUGCCAUGGGUACAUCAUUACUGAUUUGAUUAAAUAUGAGAUUGGAGUUGGAAGUCAAACUUUACUACAAACAUUUUGAAAGUGGAAAAUGUCUGACCAACCAAAUUAAAUGUGGAAACAUGUUUAGACACCUUACAUUUACCACUUGUACUUCUAAAGGAUUUCUAAAAAUUGAUACUCAAAGUAGUCUGGCUG
Molecule: messenger RNA, 4892 nt
Organism: Pocillopora meandrina
Lineage: Eukaryota; Metazoa; Cnidaria; Anthozoa; Scleractinia; Pocilloporidae
Source: the annotation of a GenBank genome assembly